Messenger RNA from Biomphalaria glabrata, 4234 nucleotides. RefSeq lists its product as uncharacterized. The transcript has 11 exons. NCBI's taxonomy places the organism in Eukaryota, Metazoa, Mollusca, Gastropoda, Planorbidae. The coding region runs from base 72 to 1796 and encodes 574 amino acids. The record is from RefSeq and is a predicted model, not a curated record.
UGUAUUCAUCACAUAUGCAAAAGUUCAACACAUACAGAAUAGGGCCAUGUAACCACUCGUAGCAAUCGACAAUGAGUUAUCAUGUGUUUUUCUUUUUAGUGUUUGUCAUUAGUAAAAUUAGCCUUGUAGUCACUGAAGUUACUUGCGACACAAAUUGGUUUGGUCCGAAAUGUCAAUUGAAGUGUCAGUGUCGAGACGGUUGUGACCCACAAGGCCAGUGCUUGGGGACGAAGAAAUGCUACUCAGACUGGAUAGACUAUGCUUGCCAAUAUAAACUUAUUGGGUAUUCAAUUAAAACUCCCAAGGAUAGUAAUGUUGAUAACGCUUAUCUGUGGCAAGAUGGAGACGACUCCACCUGUAUUUACAAUAACGCCAUUCAGUCUAUUCUACUCUACUGGAGUUUAAACAGUUAUUUUGGCUGGAUACGAUUAGUUGUCAGCGAUGCAGCUUUAGUGGACAGAUUCAUGCUGUACUUUGAAGACACUUCUGAUACUUUUACGAAACGUCUGGAAUGCUGGCGACAACAGUUUACCAUCGUCAACAACAGGACAGUCUACAUACGUUGUGACAUGAACUACCCUGUAAAUCGUAUCGUCUUAAAAGGAGAAGGUCUAACUUCACUUUGCACUAUUCAAGUCAGCAAAGGUCGAAAUUUGGCGUUAAAGCAAAAGGCUGAUCAAUCAUCUACUAAUGGAACCAAUUUUGCAAGCCACGCUGUAGAUGGGAACACAGAUAGUUAUUUGGACGGAGGAAGCUGCACUUUGACUAAUAAUGUCACUGAUCAAUUACCGACCUGGACUUUAACAUUAGAAGACCCUGUUGUUGUCAAUUUUUUUGAGAUUUACCCUGCUAAUUAUCCCCUGAGAAAUUAUAUUUAUUACUCAAUUUUGCAAACAUUUGACAAAAGUGAUGCUCCUUUAUUAAAUGUGACAAACCGGUAUGACACUGUUUUUCCAAAUAUCAAUAAAACUCCUGUCAAGAAAGUCUUAAUAAGGGCAACAAAUACUACGUCUACUACACCUUUGUUAUCUAUUUGUGAACUCAUGGUCUUUGGAGAAUGUCCACCAGGAAAGUGGGGACUGGACUGUAGGAAAGUCUGUAAUGACCUCUGUCCAGAAAAUUGCAAUGAGAUAGACGGCUCGUGUCCUACAAGUUGUCUGGGAUACUUUCCACCAAAGUGUAAACAAGAAUGUCCUCCGAACAAAUGGGGAUUGAACUGUAGAGAAAACUGCCGCGAAGCAUGUGCCUCUAGCUAUUGCAAUAACAUUGAUGGACAGUGUACCGCGGGCUGUAACGGAUACUCGGACCCACCUUUUUGUACUCAAGCCUGCCUUCCUGGCUAUUACGGACUGAAUUGUCUCAGUUACACAUCAUCCCAAAACCAAGGGAGCGAAUCCAAUUCAUGCCAAAGUUUGUCGUGUGAAGAGUUACAGUCUCAUUGUGUACUCGAAAAGGACAAGUUUGCUUUCAGUGUUCCUAAUUUCUUUAUUGGAUUGGUGACUGGAGUAGUAGCUGUGUUAAUCAUUGUCACUUUGAUUGUACUUUACAGAAAGACUUGCCUAAAAAGAAAACCGAUUCCAAAAACCGCAGAGGAUGUUUACGAGGACAUAGCAACUGAAAAUGUCACCAGUGACUCAAAAAGUCAAGCAAACAAUACGUAUGAUCGUCCUAAGCCCAGGACAGAAGUUGAACCAGUGAAAAGAAACAUGGCAUCCUAUGACGACAUUAGUCUUAAAAGAAACGACGUUACGCCAGCAGAGUAUUUCAACGUCGUGGACGUUAUACAGAAACAAUAAGCAUAGAUCUACAUAUACAAGGCAUUUGUAGGUUUCUAUUGUUUCGUAAUGCAAUACUUAGUACUAUCAGAAAAAAACAGAUAUAUUUUCAAGUAUCAAUACAAACUACUAAUCAUCAUUUAUUACAAAGCUUACAUCAACUCACUCUGUCUGUCUGGUAAGAAAGUUUGUACAUGUUAUUUCUCCCACACCCAAUCUCGAAUCAAGCUGAAAUUUUUGCACAAUUAUUUCUUUUACCUGACAACACAAGAAUCAAUAUAAAAAAAAAUAAUUAGUUAAUUAGCUAUUUGUAGUAAAUUAAUAAUUGAAUGAAGUGGUGGUAUACGCUGAAUUGGUUCCCUUUACAUAUUGUCGUUCGAGGCUUAUUACAACUUGAAUUAUUGAUCCAAACUAAUUGAUACACUUAAUAUAACUUUUUUUUUUUUUUAAAGUAUAUUUUGUUUUUGUUUGUUAAUACUAUUAUUAUUGUUAGUUUAUCCUUUUUACUUUUUAUUUUUUUCGAAAUAAAUUACAUUUUACCUUGUCCCUCUUUCCCAUUCUAUCACAGUUUUUCUUUAUUUGCCUGUAUCCCACCACGCUCUCUCUCUCUCUCUUUCUGUCACUUUGUUACUCUCUCAUAUUUUUUUUUCUUUUACUUAAUGUCUUUUUAUUAUUUUUUUUUACAACCUGUUUGAUUCCCUUGACUUACCUGUUAGAGGCUCCAAUAUUGAAUAUUCUUUGUUAUCAUUACUGUUAUACACAUUUAGUUCGCUAUUCUAUGAUAUUGUUAUCAGUUUAUAAAGAAACGUUUGAUUGUUUCAUAUACACAUUUGUGAUGCCUUUUCAGACAAGAAAUAUACUUGUAUUUUUUUAUUUAAACAAUACAACUUGAUCUAUUGCACUCCUGUCUUUAUUAGAUUUACUAAGAGGAUAGUAAAUCUAGAUCUAUUUACACUCUCUCGCUCAUUAUUUAUAUAUUUCUUUUUUUUUUUCAUCUCGACUCAAAUCAGCUGAAAUUUAAACUAAAUUCUACCUAAUUCCCUAUCUCACUAUAACUCAAUUUUUACAAAGCUUAUAUCAACUCACUCUGUCUGUCUGGUAAAAAAGUUUGUACAAGUUAUUUCUCCCACACCCAAUCUCGGAUCAAGCUGAAACUUUGCAGAAUUAUUUCUUUUACCUGACAACACAUGAAUCAAUUUUAAAUUAACUAAUUAUUUAAUUCAUUAUUGAUAAUUAAUUAUAUUGUUUUGUAUCACGAACAAGGGAAAGAAAUAGUACUUGACUGAAGUGGUGGUAUAAACUGAAUUUGUCUCCUUUAUAGGUCGUCCUCUGAAACUUAGUGAACACAAACAGGAAAUAGAAACAAUAGAUAACUAUACUGUCUUGCAUGUUCAAACUCUCUUUGCUAGCAGAGUGGUUACCGUGUUGGCUUGAGAACGCUUUAGCAAAGGAGUUCCAAUUCAAUCGUUUACCCUUUUUUUUUAUAAAUACAUUUAAAAAAACGAUCACCCAGAUGCCCCGUUCUUCCCCCCCCCCACCCCCACCCUUUCUAACUUGUCCAGACAAGUGAUAGGAUCAUAGCGUAUUGAGAAAGCUAAAAGUAUGAAAUUGUGCUACACAAAAACAAUCGGUAAAAAUAUUUCUAAUCACACAAGAUUAAUUAUGUUUAGUCUAGAUCUAUUUAAAAACCUAAUCCCAAGGCUGAUCCAAGCUAAUUGAUACACUAAAUAUAAGCUUUGUUUGUUUUUUCAAAUUUUUUUAUUGUAUUUUUUUUAAUGUUUUGCUUGUUAUUAACUGACCUUCAACUUCAACAGAAUUUCUCUCUCUUUCUCUCUAUCUCUUUUUCUCUCUAUCUCUCUGUCUUACUAACUUUCUUCUGACCUUGAACUAUAAAUAAAAAGCACACUUUGGACUUCUUACAAAAAUGGUACAAAACAAAAAAUAAAAAUAUUCUGACCUCAAGGCUAAGAACAUUCAAGUCAGUUACAGUUUCCACGCCAGGAGUGUUAUGAGUUCAGUACAACAGAUUACCGGCUUUUUCCAAAUAAUUUCAUGUCUGCUCUAAAAUCUUGAAAAUCCACAUCCCAGUGUCUUACCUAGAUUCAAACACCCAGACACAAUAUUUCUGAUACCAAGAGCGCUACCAUUCGAAAAUCACUUCAACCAUUAAGUGGUAAUUUAUCGCUAUUAAAAUGAAAAGAAAACGCAUGUAAUAGUCUCAGAUAAGUGAGAAAUAUAUUAGUGUGAUAACUAGAACAAUCUAGUGUAGUAAUUUAAUGUAACAAUUUUUUGUUAACAUUUAAAGCUUUAGUACACUGAAUGACGAAAAUAACUACGCCAAGACUACAGGUCAAGACACAGAAGAUUGUCAUUACACAAUCUCAUUAGAGCUUGCAAAAAUAAACAAACACUAGGGGUGGCUGAGCGGUAAAGCGCUUUCCUUCCGAACCGAAGGUCCC